CAACUGGACUCGGACAACGAUGAAGCUUCUUCUGCUCGUGAGUUUCCUGAGUCUGUGGAGAAGAAGCGAUGGAACCGGUGCAGCCCCCAUCAACAAACUGCUGGUGAAAGAAGGGGAUGAUGUCACUCUACCAUGUUCCAUCAGCAGCAAGAACAUCAGGCAGGUUCUCUUCGACUGGAAGAAGGACAAGCGCCAGGAGGUGUUCAUGUACGAUAAGGGAAAAGUUUAUGAUAAGGGCGAUAACCGUCAGGACGAGCAGUUCAGAGGUCGCGUCUUUCAUUUCCCAGAACAUCUGGACGUGGGUAACGCCUCCAUAGUCAUCAGAGCCACCAAGUUGACUGACAGUGGAGACUACACCUGUUUAUUUCCACUUCUUCUUCCAGACAUCAUACAAUCAAACAUUGAGCUUGUUGUCGGAGCUGCUCCAAAACCAUCUGUCACAAUACUUGAUGGACCACCGGACUGGGCUCGGCUGAGAUGUGAGGUUCUUGGUGCGUCUCCAAAACCUGAUGUUCAGUGGCAGAACAGAGCUGGAGACAUUGUUCCUGCUGAAGAACCUCAGGUCUCUGAAAGAGAGGGGGGCAGAUACGACAUCAUCCUCCAAACGACUGUGAACAAGACCAACAACUAUCGCUGUGUCUCCACUCAGGAGGAGAUCAACCACCAGAUAUAUACUGAGAUCUUUGCACAGGUUCAUGGAGCUGCUCCAAAACCAUCUGUCUCAAUACUUGAUGGAACAACGGACUGGGCUCUGCUGCAGUGUGAGGUUCUUGGUGCGUUUCCAAAACCUGAUGUUCAGUGGCAGAACAGAGCUGGAGACAUUGUUCCUGCUGAAGAACCUCAGGUCUCUGAAAGAGGAGGCAGAUAUGACAUCAUCCUCCAAACGACUGUGACCAAGACCGACCACUAUCGCUGUGUCUCCACUCAGGAGGAGAUCAACCACCAGACUCAUGCUGAGAUCUUUGUGCUGCUGAACGGAGCAGUUCCAGAGCCGAACAUCAAGAUACUUGGUGAAACAAAGGAAGGAGUUCAGCUGCAGUGUUCUGUUCGAGGUGCGUCUCCAAAACCUGAUGUUCAUUGGCAGAACAGAGCUGGAGACAUUGUUCCUGCUGAAGAACCUCAGGUCUCUGAAAGAGGAGGCAGAUAUGAUAUCAUCCUCCAAACGACUGUGACCAAGACCGACAACUAUCGCUGUGUCUCCACUCAGGAGGAGAUCCACCACCAGACUCAUGCUGAGACAUAUGUCCAUGACAAUCUCUUCAAGGACAAGACCUCCCAUUGUACCAGUGUGCCCAUGGUUGUGAUAAUAACUAUUAUAGUAACUCUGGUUAUUCCACUUCUGGUGAUUGCACUUCUAGUAAAGACCAUCAUGAACCAGAGGAAAAACGCAAAGCAGAAAGGAUCAUCAACAGAAGUUCUCCCACUGAACGGUCAUCAGCUGAGUAACGGAUCCGGAUCUACAUAGACCACACUUUAGGGAAAUUCUGCAAUAAUGGUUCAUGACAUGAUUAUUUUUCACAAAAUUGGAAACCUGCAUUGUAUCUGUAUCAAUCAUAUCAUUUUUAAAAUGCCUGUAUUCACAAACCAAAGUUAGCGUCAUGGGGCUGAACAAGGUGAGACCUGCUUGAGCUGCUUCUGGACUCAUUUUUCUUAAAGUGGUCAGGCAAUUUAAAGCUUUAGUUCGGUGCAUAUUCAACUCCAUUAUUAAUCUGUUACAUUACAUUACAUUACAUGUCAUUUAGCUGACGCUUUUAUCCAAAGCGACUUACAUUUUUAGAACACUCAUCAUUUUUAUGAGGGGCCAUCUAGGGGUUCAGUAUCUUGCCAAGGACACUUAGGCAUGCAGAUGGGAUAGAGUGGGAUUCGAACCGGCAACCUUCUUAUUGCAGAGCACCCGCUCUAUCCCCUAGGCCACGCUCUCCCCACCUGUUAACACCAAGUAUUCUGCAGUAUCAUGUCUUCCUGAUAAAAUCAUGGUCAGCUGAGAGGAUGCUCACAAGAAGGUUGAUGGUUAGAUUCUAAGCACACGAGCUCAAUGCACAAGUAUUCUUGUAAAUGCAUGUUUACAUUUUCAUGGGACAAUAUUUAAAAGGGUACGUCAAUCUCGGAAAUGUGACUGCUACGAUAAACGGAGCCUUAAAUAUUUUUCUAUUUGAAUGAAUCCAACACUUGAUUUUAAAUCCGACUACACUUGGAUUCAUAGUUUAAACUCAAGGCAGUUCGAUCACCAGUCUGACCCAUCUGCAUGCCGAAGUGUCCUUGGGCAAGAUGCUGACCCCCGAGCUGCCCCUCGUAGAACAAUAAAGUGCUGCUGAUAGAUGCACUUUAUGAAUGGGUGAAUGUAAAACUGUACUGUAAAGCGCUUCGAGUCACCAAGACUACAAAAGUUCUUUAUAAAUACAAAGCCAUCUACUUGUUGUAAGUCGCUUUGGAUAAAAGCAUCUGCCAAAUUAAAUGAUGAGUCAGUGCCUUGAUGCAAUUUCCUCAAAUUUGGUGCAAAUAUCCAUUUUACUUCAGGAUGAACUUGACAUCUUAAGAUCAAUUUGAGGGAAAGUCUCAAAGAGGAGUUUGGUGCUUGAAGGUCUCGUCACUGUGACCUCAUGUUACUGUUUCAGCUGCCAUGUGACUCUUACUGGAAGAAAACAAAGAGUAUUUAGAGACUCAUUUCAUAUGUUUUUGUAAAGAUGCUAAAGUGAUUCUUAUUCCUUUGUACCUGCUCAACAUGUGACCAAAGCUUUUUACACUGUGACGUCUGCGAAAAUAAAAAACUGAGUGAGUCUUGAA
This is a messenger RNA of Platichthys flesus (European flounder), 2784 nucleotides long. RefSeq names its product leucine-rich repeats and immunoglobulin-like domains protein 3. NCBI's taxonomy places the organism in Eukaryota, Metazoa, Chordata, Actinopteri, Pleuronectiformes, Pleuronectidae. Bases 20 to 1465 code for a protein of 481 amino acids. The record is from RefSeq and is a predicted model, not a curated record. The transcript has 8 exons.